AUGAAAGCAAAAAGAAUAUCUCAGCUGAGACGAAAUCGUCGAGAAAUUUGGUUUAAAAAAGGAAGGACUGACCAGUGGUGGAAUAACUUGUUGGGUGGUAGGUUGGCGGAUGAAGAAUGGCAAAGAAAUUUUCGCUUAACACGGGCUGCAUUUUUUGAACUAGAAAAAGAGCUACGAAUGUACAUUUCACCUGACCCUAGUUCUCCAAAUUACAGAGCAUUGUCAGCUGAAAAAAAAUUGGCAAUAACACUUUACUAUCUUAAGGACAGUGGAUCCCUUCGAAUGACAGCAAAUACCUUUGGUGUUCACGUAUGCACGGUUUCGAAGACAAUAUACGAUGUAUGCAGAGCAAUAACUUAUCGAUUAGGUCCCACAUAUAUCAAAUUGCCACAAAAUGAAGAACAGAUGCGAAAAAAGGUAGCGGAAUUCGAAGCAAAGUAUGGGUGUAUCCAAGCUUUUGGCUGCAUAGACGGCACGCAUGUUGCUAUCAAAAGGCCAACGGAGAACUCCCAAGAUUAUUAUUGUUACAAGGGAUUUUUCUCCUUAAAUGUCCAGGGUGUUUGUGACUAUAGGGGACAAUUUAUGGACGUUGAUUGCAGGUGGCCUGGCAGCGUUCAUGAUGCGAAAGUGUUUGCCAAUUCAAUCAUUAACCGAAAGCUAAGAGAUGGAGAGUUACCUAUGACAUACCAGCACCUGAUUAAAGGUGGUUCUAAAGUUGGGUGUUAUCUAAUUGGUGACCCUGCAUACCCCUUAACCCCAUACUGUAUGAAGGAGUAUCAAACUUGCACCUCUAAUUCGCAAGUUAUUUUUAACAAUAUUUUGCGUUCAGCCAGAAAUCCAGUUGAGUGUGCUUUUGGAAGAUUAAAGGCCAGAUGGAGAUUCCUCACAAAGCAAAUUGAUCUAAACCUGGAUCUGCUACCAACUGUAGUGUAUGCAUGUUUUGUACUGCACAAUUUUUGUGAACAGAAAAACUGUUUUGUUGACCAAGAAUUAGUUCAGCAGCAGUAUGAAGUACAAAUCAAUAACCAACAACUUGCAAAAAAUGUUCCUCACCAUGUUUUUUCUGGAAACUUGGAUGAAGGUGAUGUCAUUCGAAAUAUAAUUACAUCUUACAUUGAGAAAAAUCUUACAAAACAGUGA
Dendronephthya gigantea is the source of this 1140-nucleotide messenger RNA. Its product is annotated as protein ALP1-like. The transcript has a single exon. The record is from RefSeq and is a predicted model, not a curated record. Lineage: Eukaryota; Metazoa; Cnidaria; Anthozoa; Malacalcyonacea; Nephtheidae. The coding region runs from base 1 to 1140 and encodes 379 amino acids.